AAAUAUUUAUUUUUAAAAUUCGUAACAAAAGUAAUGUAAUCCUUAAAGAUUGCAAAAAAAUAAAUAAUUAUUAUUUAGCGAUGGAAUCAUUUUUAAUGAAAUUUUAUCCAAUAAUUGAAAUCAAUUUAAAUGUUUGCAUAACUAUUUUAUUAACUAUUUUGUUAUUGUAUUAUAUAUACAUUUUCAUCACUUUUAAUGAUAAAUAUGUUGAUUUGAGUUAUAUUGAAGUAGAUCCGGACCGCAAAGUGCAGUCAGAUCUGCCGCCCACUUAUCCAAACGGUUGGAUACCAGUAAUCGAGUCGAGAAAUAUUGGUUUGAAUCAACUGAAAAAUCUGAAAGCAUUUGGACAACAAUUGGUUGCAUUCAGGAGUCAAACGGGUCGGGUAUAUGUGUACGACGCUUACUGUCCUCAUUUAGGCGCUAAUAUAGGCGUCGGCGGACAGAUUACUAAAGAGUGUGGACAUGAGUGCAUUAGAUGCCCAUUUCAUGGCUGGGCUUUUAAAGCUGAUGACGGGCUCUGUAUUAAAAUACCGGGAAUGCAAUCAAAUGAAAUACCGACCGCCCGUCUCAAAACUUGGGAAACCAUUGAAAUAAAUGCAACCGUUUUUGUUUGGUAUCACUCACAUGGGGUCAAACCCUAUUGGUUUCCCAAUGAAAUACAUGAGAUUGAAAACAAUGAGUGGAUAUAUGAAGGAAGGACUGAACAUAUAGUGAAAUGUCAUUUUCAGGAAAUCCCAGAAAACGGCGCCGAUUGGGCUCACAUACAGGAGUUGCACACACCAGCAGUUAUGGCCGGAAAUGUUAUCAAUAGGAGUAGGUUUUAUAGUCUAUUGACUAAACUGUUUGGUCACGAAUGGCAGUCCAAAUGGUGGCCCUCAUCAGCACCGGACUCACAUAUAGCCCACAUGUCGUUAACCACAACCAACACUGUGUUUGGUUAUCCCCUAUUGACUAUUCAUUUCAAUAUCCGUCAAAUCGGACCCGCAUUUGUUGAGCUUCUGUAUGAAAGCAGUGCUUUCGGAGGAAUCACCGGUACUUUCAUACAAUUAAUAACACCAUUAGAUGUUAAUCGUAACCGAAUUAUUCAUCAAAUCUAUUCUUCUCAAACAUUUUGUGGCAAACUUUUGGCCAAAUUUCUACUCUAUGGUGAACUAAGAAUGUUGGAAAGAGAUAUAAUUAUAUGGAAUAACAAGAAGUUUUUGAAAAACCCUAUUAUCACCAAAAAUGAAAAAUCAUUGCUUCAGUUCAGACGUUGGUUUAACCAGUUUUACACUAAAGAAGAUCCAAGAAAACAGUGGUAA
Messenger RNA from Oppia nitens, 1301 nucleotides. Its product is annotated as cholesterol 7-desaturase nvd-like. Gene Ontology annotation, cellular component: chloroplast. Gene Ontology annotation, biological process: cholesterol metabolic process; chlorophyll biosynthetic process. NCBI's taxonomy places the organism in Eukaryota, Metazoa, Arthropoda, Arachnida, Sarcoptiformes, Oppiidae. The coding region runs from base 81 to 1301 and encodes 406 amino acids. The transcript is spliced from 5 exons. The record is from RefSeq and is a predicted model, not a curated record. Gene Ontology annotation, molecular function: chlorophyllide a oxygenase activity; 2 iron, 2 sulfur cluster binding.